Molecule: messenger RNA, 408 nt
Organism: Penicillium argentinense
Lineage: Eukaryota; Fungi; Ascomycota; Eurotiomycetes; Eurotiales; Aspergillaceae
Exons: 1
Coding region: 1-408 (135 amino acids)
Source: RefSeq, a predicted model, not a curated record
AUGGCCACGCUUAUCCUGCUAAAUGGUUCAAAUUUGGUACAUCGUGGAGAUAACCUUGUCAGGCGGGGUCCCUAUCGAUUGCGAUCGUUGGAGUGGUUCACGGCUCUGUGGUACCUGGCGACUACCGAUGGCAACAUAGCCGCUGGUGUCCCUAAGAUCGAGGGAUGGCCUCGACGAGAGUCAGAACGAUUUUCCCACCAACGUCGCAUCCGCCUCUUCCUCUAUGCGACUCAUGACAGUCAUGACUAUCAUGACUACCACGACUACCGCGACUACCACGACUGCCACUACGAACUCCUGACAUACGAGUCUAAACGAGGCCAAGGGAACAGAUCGCUCGGAAUGUCCGAGCACCUCCCUCUUGAGGACACGAUACGAGCACGCCACCACCCAUUUGACAUUCAAUAA